UAUAACCAGAAUUAGCGGACAAACAAGACAAACAAAACAAACAAUUUCCGUACUUUGCAGGUACAACAUACUUGUUUCAAUAUAGUAAAGUAAUCUUGUUACUGCAAAAACCUUCACAGGGCAUGGGCUCUGUCAUUUCUCAGUAAUUGAAGGCGCGCUUCUUGAAUAUUCACAUCACUUUCCACAUUUCCCCCAUAUCGGUAUUCACAAUGAAUGCCACAGCAGUCGCGAAACCUCUCAGGGGCUUCUUGGCUAUUUCACGACCUGCAGUCUCGUCCAUAUCCAAACCGCAGAGGCAACGAUUGUACUCGACUCACCCACCAAAUGCAAGGCUCAACGUACCGAUAGAUUACUCGACGACCCCUCUCCUCGCCCACAGCUCCCAGACGGCGCUUAGCAACCCGGAAUUGUCGCCCGAGGUCAGGAAUGGCGCUACCAAGCGCAUGAACCUCUUUCAGGCCAUCAACGAUGCCCUCUCAACAGCCCUCGCUGAGGACGAGUCAGUGAUGCUUUUCGGCGAGGACGUUGCCUUCGGCGGAGUCUUCCGCUGCUCCAUGGGUCUCGCGGAAAAGCACGGGGGGGAGCGGGUCUUCAACACGCCGUUGUGCGAGCAGGGUAUUAUGGGAUUUGCUAUCGGCAUGGCCGCCGAGGGGAUGAGGCCAGUGGCUGAAAUACAAUUCGCCGACUACGUCUUCCCGGCAUUUGACCAGAUGGUCAACGAGGCCGCCAAGUUCAGGUAUAGAGAUGGCGCCAACGGCAGGAGCGCUGGAGGCUUGACUGUUCGCAUGCCAUGCGGGCUGGUCGGCCACGGUGCACUCUACCACUCGCAGAGCCCCGAGAGCCUGUUUACGCACAUACCCGGCUUCCGAGUCGUCAUGCCGCGGUCACCGGUCCAGGCCAAGGGCCUCCUGCUCGCCGCGAUCAAGAGCAACGAUCCCGUUGUGUUCAUGGAGCCCAAGGUGCUGUACCGUGCUGCCGUCGAGCAGGUGCCGGUGGCGUCGUACACGCUGCCAAUUUCCAAAGCCGAGGUCCUAAAGGAGGGCAAGGACCUUACCAUUAUCUCGUAUGGCCAACCGCUGUACAUCUGCCAAAAUGCAAUCGCCAUGGCAGAAAAGGAUCUGGGUAUCAGCGUCGAGUUGAUCGAUUUGAGAACCAUCUAUCCAUGGGAUAAGGAAUGCGUCUUUGAAAGCGUCCGCAAAACGGGCAGGGCCAUCGUCGUACACGAAUCCAUGAUAAACCAAGGAGUUGGAGCCGAGGUUGCGGCGAGCAUCCAGGAAGAUGCCGAUACGUUCAAUAGACUCGAGGCUCCGGUCGAGAGGGUUGCUGGAUGGAGCAUACCCACGCCUCUGGCUUUUGAAAAGUUCAAUGCCCCAGAUGCUUCCAGAGUCUAUGACAGGAUCAAGAGAGUUAUGGAGUAUUAGGCGUAGUGAAGACGACGGGCUCUUUCAGUUCAAAGAUGCAACGGUCUAGUUGGUGGCAGAAAAGAAUCCAAUCUCGUUAUGGGUCGUUUUUAUUGCCAUAUUACAUCGUAGCGGGUCCAUUCCCGGGGUUCAGGUCUUCCAUCCUUACAUUUGCAAAACUACAGCGUUCAUAUCUGCUCGAUACCAGUUAGCAUGAGCCUUUGCAUCCGAAUACCUGUGUUCGUUUUCAUGCCACUGGUAAUCUUGACGGAAUUUGGACUGACGGCAAACCAAAAUAAAAAUCCAAACCAAAGUUAAGACUUCCGAUACA
Messenger RNA from Pyricularia grisea, 1731 nucleotides. RefSeq lists its product as uncharacterized. Gene Ontology annotation, molecular function: catalytic activity. The transcript has 2 exons. Lineage: Eukaryota; Fungi; Ascomycota; Sordariomycetes; Magnaporthales; Pyriculariaceae. The record is from RefSeq and is a predicted model, not a curated record. Gene Ontology annotation, biological process: response to nutrient; branched-chain amino acid catabolic process. Bases 210 to 1421 code for a protein of 403 amino acids.